This is a messenger RNA of Phytophthora sojae, 714 nucleotides long. RefSeq lists its product as hypothetical. The transcript is spliced from 3 exons. The record is from RefSeq and is a predicted model, not a curated record. Lineage: Eukaryota; Oomycota; Peronosporomycetes; Peronosporales; Peronosporaceae. Bases 1 to 714 code for a protein of 237 amino acids.
AUGGGAGGCGUUCCGACGUACAUCGGUGCCAGUGCUCAGCUGAAGAUUACUCUCGGUUCGAGGGUGAUAUAUCUCCUGGAUGUUUGGAUUGCUAACAUCGGCGAAGGGAUCGAAGUACUUCUGGGUAUGAGUUUCAUGUUUGCAGCUGGAGUGAGGAUCAGUGUUCGCGAAGGUCUCGCGACACUUCCGGAUGAAAAGGCGAUCAUGAUGUGUGGAUGGACUCCAGAGGAUCGCCUGGGUGUCGACAUGCCCAUGGAAACCACAGGUAGUUGGUACCUGGCCCCUGGGGAAACCAAGGUGGUGAAGAUUUCGUAUGGACCGACGAACCCGCAGCGUGAAGAUGUGUGGGCAGGACGAGGUGACCGCUGGGUAACGCACCUGAUUUACGCUGCGAGAUCCUGGCCGGUCGCUGUGAAGGUGGUCAACAUCUCGGACAAGGACGUCUGGAUUCACAACAGAACGCCGACUCUUAUUCUGGAGAGUGUUCAGUCGCGUGAGGGCAGACUUCGUGCGGAACGCCUGGCUACGCUGGAGCCAUCCUGUGUCGAGACCCCAGAGUAUCAGUGGCCUACGAAGAUUCUGCCGCGACCUGCAGAGGGCCCCGACAUGGCACUGCUUGCCUCGAUUCUCAGGAAACCGAAGACUCGUCGCGUGCGCUUCGCUGAAGACGCUGCAACUCAGACUGAAGAGUGUGAGUCCGAGCUUACGCGCUAA